GCUGCUCGAGCUUCCAUCCAGCAGAAGCUGCGCCCGCAGCACCGCCUCCCACCGGGGCCGGUUCCAGGCCCUCUAGUCGGGCCCACUGGACAUGGAGCUCCGAGCAGCGCAUCGUGAGCCCCCAGCGCGCCCCAAUCUGCCCGUCUGUUUCCCUCACAUCAUAGGACCAGCUUCCAGCCUUUCCCAUCCCAAGCUCUGGAGACAGCAGCCUCCGGACUGCUGAGGGCGCAGACAGCAUGAAGGCCCGGGGCCGCCUUCUGCUCCUCGUACUGUGCACCUUGGCAUUCUCCGCUGUCUACAUCUUCCUGUGCUGCUGGGCCUGCCUGCCCCUCUGCCUGGCAACCUGCCUGGACCGCCGCCUCCCUGUGGCACCCAGACCCACUGUGCCAGGGCCCCUGCACUUCAGUGGCUACAGCAGCGUGCCAGACGGAAAGCCCCUUGUCCGAGAGCUUUGCCACAGCUGUGCAGUGGUGUCCAGCUCUGGCCAGAUGCUGGGUUCAGGCCUGGGUGCCCAGAUCGAUGGUGCCGAGUGCGUGCUACGCAUGAACCAGGCGCCCACCGUGGGCUUUGAGGAGGACGUGGGCCAGCGCAGCACCUUGCGCGUGAUCUCGCACACAAGCGUGCCAUUGCUUCUGCGCAACUACUCACACUAUUUCCAGCAGGCCCAGGACACGCUGUACGUGGUGUGGGGGCAGGGCAGGCACAUGGACCGGAUGCUGGGCGGCCGCACCUACCGCACGUUGCUGCAGCUCACCAAGAUGUACCCGGGCCUGCGGGUGUACACCUUCACUGAACGCAUGAUGGCCUACUGUGACCAGAUCUUCCAGGAGGAGACGGGCAAGAACCGGAGGCAGUCAGGCUCCUUCCUCAGCACUGGUUGGUUCACCAUGAUCCUGGCCCUGGAGCUGUGUGAGGAGAUCGUGGUCUACGGGAUGAUCAGUGACAGCUACUGCAGUGAGAAGAGCCCUCCCUCCGUGCCUUACCACUACUUUGAGAAGGGCCGGCUGGACGAGUGUCAGAUGUACCUUUUGCAUGAGAGGGCACCACGGAGCGCCCAUCGCUUCAUCACCGAGAAGGCCGUGUUCUCCCGCUGGGCCAAGAAAAGGCCCAUCGUCUUCGCCCACCCCUCCUGGAGGGCCGAGUAGUUCCCGUUGCCAGUGGCCACCAGGCCUCGUCAGGCCUGCAGCCCAUUCGAGGCCGCCACACUCCAUUAUGAACACUUUUUUUUUAUGACUCUCGCCUUCUGCCUGAUGCCAGGUGGAACCUGGGGUCUCUGUUACCCUAGGCUGGGUAUACUUGGAGAAAUCUUGGGCCUUGUGACUUGAAGGGGAGUCAGGAAGGUGCCAUUUUAUACCACCCCUGCUCCUUGGCAAAUCCACGUCUUCAUCUUGGGGUCCUUCCUGCCUCCAGGGCGUUCAAGUGGCCUUUGCCCUGGGGCCGAUGGACCCCCCUCACCAGCAUCAUGACUUUGUGCCAGUCUUGAUCUUUCCUCUACCUGUCCCUGUCCACACGGUGCCACGUUCUUGGGCUGGUGGCCCUGGUUGGUGCAGCGUGGAGCCUGGGAUUUGAUGGGCACAAGGGUCUUUGAGCAUCAGCCUCCCAGCUCUGUCUCAGGAGUGUGCCAGUAAAUGCAUAUUUUCUGGACAUGGUGUCUAGUGUGGUAACCGAUGUGGGGUGGGGGUUAGGACACAGACCUGGAGCAUGUUCACUGAGGGCAGACAGCCCUCCAGCCCUUGUCUAGGCCCACAGACACCUGCUCUUUCAGGCCAGGUCUGACCACAGGAUGAUGCUGGCCCAGGAAAGCUCCCUUUGUCCCAGGCAGGCACAGAGCAGGGCCUGGGAGGGCUCAGGGUGAGAAAGAAACCCUACCCAACGUUGCUUUCCUGUCCCAUGAGUCCGAUUCCAAAACCUGCCAGUCAAACUGCCUGUUAACUCUGCAGCUCAGAGUGGGUGCUGUGUGGAAGGACGUGAACUUCUCUUUUCUUGCCCUUGAAGUACUGACACAGCCACCUUCCUGCUGUUAAUGAUGGUGUGACACCACCCUGAGGAGGGAGCUGGUGCUUAUUACAGAUGAGGUAGCCCAGGCUAGCUUUGGUGAGGUGGCUGAGCUGGGAGGCUGUCAAGCCUGGGAGCUCACUUACCCCCGCCUCCUUCCCCCUUUGGACGACUGAGGGAUGGAACCCUGGAUUUAGCUCUUGGCUUCAGAGCUCAGGACACUCUGGGUAUGACCUGUGCAGUCCCCACAGCCCUGGGCUUCGUUUAGUCUCUCCGGCUACAAACUUAAAAUUCUUUAUAGUGUUAGGUUUUAGUUUUUAACAAGGAACCUCUCACUGAGAUAUUGUACUGGAUCCCACAAAUGACAGAGCCCGUCCUGCUGAGGACUCUGAUGGCCUAGCCCUCUCUCCCUCUUACCCAUUUCCUCAGGAGUGACUGGAGACCUGGCGCCUGGCCCACAGCACUGCCCUUGUCCCUGUGUAUCCUGUGCCAGGUGGCCCGGAAGCCUUCUCAUAAGUAGGAGGAGGGGAAAGGGGGAGCUCUGAGCCAGGCAUGCAGGCUGGAUGCCAAGGCACUUCCGCAGGCCUGGCAGUGCUAAGGGGGGGAGGUGAGGAGUGGGUGAGAUGGAGGACCCGGGCAGCAGGCUCGACUCCACUCUGGCUCCACGGCUCCACUCUCUGAUCUAUGGCUCUGGUUCAUUAGAACCUUUUUGGGUCUCAGUUUCCCCAUCGAUUAAAAAAAAAAAGAGAUCGAGUAAUUCCUACCUCACAAGAUUGCAUGAGUUCAGAGAUGCUGGGCUGUCUCUGGAGCUUAAACACUGUUAGCUGGGCAGUGAUGACGCACACCUUUGAUCCCAGCACUCAAGAGGCUGAGGCAGGAGGAUCUCUGAGUUCAAGGCCAACCUGGGCUACAGAAUGAGUUCCAGGAAAGGCGCCAAAGCUACACAGAGAAACCUUGUCUUAAAACAAACAAAUAACAAAAAAUACUGUUCUUAUCUUAAUGAGAGAGGUAAUUCUGGAGCCAUUAUGAGUAUCUGUGGCCCAGAACACAGAUCUAGGUUACCCCAAAUUCCAUGUUCCAAUGUGGAAGCAGUUUCUUGAAGUUUUGUAAUUUCACAGGACAAAGUCAUAAAUCAAGGCGAGUUUAAAAUACAUCGCGC
Messenger RNA from Peromyscus eremicus (cactus mouse), 3154 nucleotides. RefSeq names its product ST6 N-acetylgalactosaminide alpha-2,6-sialyltransferase 4 (gene St6galnac4). The transcript has 6 exons. Bases 237 to 1145 code for a protein of 302 amino acids. NCBI's taxonomy places the organism in Eukaryota, Metazoa, Chordata, Mammalia, Rodentia, Cricetidae. The record is from RefSeq and is a predicted model, not a curated record. Gene Ontology annotation, molecular function: alpha-N-acetylgalactosaminide alpha-2,6-sialyltransferase activity. Gene Ontology annotation, biological process: oligosaccharide metabolic process; ganglioside biosynthetic process.